Molecule: messenger RNA, 561 nt
Organism: Thlaspi arvense
Lineage: Eukaryota; Viridiplantae; Streptophyta; Magnoliopsida; Brassicales; Brassicaceae
Source: the annotation of a GenBank genome assembly
AAAAAUUAAUGAGCUUUAAUGGUAAAGAAUUGUAUUCGCAAAACUUAGUCAUCUCGUAAUUCUAUAAAUCCCCUCUUAGUUGCAUCCCAGUUUUUCAUAUCUAUCAACUAAAAUCACUUUUAUAAGUUUAUUUAAGAGAAGAAAGAAAAAGAACAGCUAUGGCCAAAGCAACUUCUGUUCUUGUUCUUCCUAUCAUCUUCCUUGUGAUGUUUGCCUUAGUUCAGCAAAUGUCAGCAUGUAUGGCUGUUAUUGGCUCGUGCCGUGACAUUCGCGAUUGCGAUGGGACGUGCAAGAGUAAAUUUGGAAUAGUUUCAAGUGGCUACUGUGACCAUGUUCCAGUGGGAUAUGGAGCUUGUAUUUGCUCUAAACCUUGUCCAAAAGAGAAAACUCUUACAUAAUUGAUGUACGAAUUUGAGAUCUCAAAGAAUUUGUGUAAAAGUAGAAAAAUAUAUUCAAAAUAGUGUAAUCGCCGUAAAAUAAUAUUUCCGAUCGAACUUUUCAUAUCAAUAAAAAUUACUUAUGAUAAAGAAAAAUGCUAGUAAUGGUUUUUAACCCAAAAAG